UUAAAAUAGCAAAUUAACAGAUAAUAUAAAUUGAGCAUGUGUAAAUUUUAUGAACUUACCAUUGCCAAACAUAAGUUUAUAAUAGCUACACUCCUCUUGAGAAAUAGAUACUGGUACAUUUGUCGUACUUGGAAGUAGUUCUCUGGGAGUUACUGCAAUAUGAAGUAGGUUAUCGCGCCGCCAUUUUCCUGCAAGCGCACCGGCCUAAAAUUUUGGCACGGGACGUUCGAACAUUCAAAAAAAUAAAUAUUUCUUCCUAUAAUUUAAAAAAGAAGUUUUUAUAAUAUACACAAAAUAUUGGAAAUUUUAUAACGUAUAAAUCAAGAAUAUAAUAACAAUUUUUAAUUUUGAAUAUUCGAUUGCGCAAAUGUAAACGCAACUCACCCCUGUAUUCAUCACUGUGACUGCGGAAAUGAAUUUAUUUACAAAUGGCGACCUUUUGGAUUUAUUACAAAACAAUUCGGAUCAAAUAGAAAUUUUCGAAAAAUAUAAAGAUGACUGACAAUAUAGAAGAAUCCAAAUAUACUGAAGAAUCCAAAAAAACAUCAUUAAAAAAAUCUGCAGAAAAAUUAACAGAAGAAAUACAAAGUAUGGCUAAUUAUAAAAGUCUUUAUACUGAAAUUCAGAAACUCGUUGCUUCUACUGCAGUAAAAAGAGAAGAUUUUAAAAAUACGUUAUUAGACGCAUUAAAAAGUAAUGGUUUAGAAACAGAAAUUAGAAAUACGGUAUUUCAUUGGGUCAGAUCGCAAGGUUCUUUAUCUACUGCAUCAGAAUCAACCACAAACGAAGUGGAUUUAACUUAUUUAAAAAAAGCUCAAAUUCAAUGGGAGCGUAGAAUACAAAAAUCUUUAAAUUCAACAUGCAAUGAAUUAAAUGUGCCAUUGGCACGCAUAAGACCAAAUGCAGAUCGCGAAGAACUUGCUGAAAAAUGGAAUGAAUUAAGCACUUAUGAUAUCGAUUUAUCACAAUAUAGACCUCUUUACGCCCCAAAAGACUUCCUGGAUGUGCUAUUUUCUAUUCGAAAUCCUUUCUUUAAAAAACAGCCAGAUGAAUUGAAUUGGGAAUUCAGCCACAUAGAAAUUCGCGUAAAAACACUCAUGCAACUGAGAUGUUUGUAUGUGGAAUUGGCAAAAGGUAUGCCAUUAUUAGGAGUGAAUCCCGAUAUGCCAAGUUCAGAAAAUUUUGCAAAUCUAGAAGAAGAGAGAAUUUAUAUCGGUGAAAAAAUACUGAAAUCGAAUCAUGCUCCAAUUGCACAAGAAUUUUUAAAGCGCGGAGCACCUCGAGCUCUUCGUGGUCGUCUGUGGUCUCUUGUAUUGGGAUCUGCAGUAAAACAGAAUGACUCUGAAUAUUAUGAAGAAUUAAAAAAUAUGGUGUUACAAUAUGAUAUUGUUAUAGAUAAACUAAUAAUAAAGGAUGUGCAACUGACAGCCAGAAAUGAUGAUCAAUAUUUUGUAUUUGAAGAUGUUUUAUAUAAAACAAUGUUAUGUUUUUCUCGUGAUUCGGAAGUAUUAGCACCUGUUACAACUGAUAGAAGUGCUGGAGGUCAAGUAAUACAUGCUGUUUUACAAGGAAAACCAGCCACUUUAGAAAAUACUCUAGUUUUUCCACCAAGUGGUGUGAUUCCAUUUCAUGGCUUUACGAUGUAUGCUACACCGUUUUGUUACUUAUAUGACGAUCCAUGUGCAAUGUAUUACACAUUUCGAGCUUUUUAUUUGCGGUAUUGGUUUCGAUUGCACACCGUUUCUAGUCACGAACAAGGUAUUGUAGCAUUGUGUUUGCUCUUUGAGAGAUUACUACAGUGUCACGAACCUUUGCUUUGGAUUCACUUUAGAAACAUUCAUAUACAACCGAUUAGAAUUGUUUUUAAGUGGAUCAUGAGAGGUUUCAGUGGCCAUUUGCCACCAGAACAAUUGCUUUGUCUUUGGGAUCUAAUUUUAGGAUACGAUUCAUUAGAAAUUAUCCCUUUACUUGCCGUCACUAUAUUAAGUUUUCGAAAGGAAAAUUUGAUGCAAGUCAAUAAUCAACAAAGUGUAGAGGCUGUUUUGGCAGAUUUAUCUUCUUUAAAGGUUGUUCCAUUAUUGCAAUUGGCUUUAUUAAGAGAAUAAUAUAAAAU
This is a messenger RNA of Apis florea (little honeybee), 2113 nucleotides long. Its product is annotated as TBC1 domain family member 19. The record is from RefSeq and is a predicted model, not a curated record. Lineage: Eukaryota; Metazoa; Arthropoda; Insecta; Hymenoptera; Apidae.